This is a messenger RNA of Penicillium cosmopolitanum, 1356 nucleotides long. RefSeq names its product putative pathogenicity factor. Lineage: Eukaryota; Fungi; Ascomycota; Eurotiomycetes; Eurotiales; Aspergillaceae. The record is from RefSeq and is a predicted model, not a curated record. Bases 1 to 1356 code for a protein of 451 amino acids. The transcript has 2 exons.
AUGGAUACUAGACCUCGUUGGUUUCAACAUCAGGGCCCUAGAGAACUUAUUCCGCCCUAUUUCCCCGGGCUUAUUAUUCUGAGAUGCCUUGUUCACUCAGGUCUGGGGCAAACCCCCCUAGCUCUCACUUCCAACCAACCAAGCACCUCUCUUGAUACUGAGGUUAAUCAACAGACAACCAACUUCUUGGAAAAUAACAUUCCAAGCCCCUCGACAACCAGCUCUGAUGAGUUAUCUUCGCACAAAACCUCUGAAUUCUCUCUCUCCGAGGACGAGGACGAAGACGAAAGUGAAGAGAACACAUCAGACAAUCCCCCCGAAAGAGCAGCAACCCACAACAAUAUCUCUUGCGAGUUUGCUGGCACUUGCCAGAUGGACAGGGAGCAACAUACCCAUUACAGGAAGAUCAUCUCGCAUGUUUUCGGCAGAAACAAGUCUACCACCAAGGUCUUCCCCGAAUAUGUCUGGGUCCAUUACUGCCGCAAGCACUACCAGCGGGCAAGAUACCGUGCGGGACAAUGGCCUUUCACUCAGUGUGAUCUCCUGAUCGAAUCUCUUUCUCGAAUGGAGGAGUGGGGUGGUGUUAAGAGCUUCCUCCUUAUUCUGCGGCGACGAGAGCAAGAGCGUCGCCACAAUACCAAUACUGAUGAAGACAUUUCCGGAUCUACGACAAAUUCACCUCGCCCUCCAUCUGGCUCUGGCUCAGCUGUAAAAUUAUCUCCUAUUGGCCGUAGGAACCCAAUAGCUGUGACUGCCCCUGUUCCAGACUGGCUUCUGGAACGACUCGGAUCUGACCUAACCUUUAACGAUAUUCGAGAAAUUAUUCGCCAAAUUCGUCAACAUAUGGAAGAAGUUCAGAGGAGCAAUGAAGAAGCAGAAGAGGAGGCCGCCAAAGACGCUCAUUCCGCCGAAGCCUCAAAGACAAAGAAAGGCAAAGCUCGCCGCGGCAGCUCCACCUCCACCUCCAAGCGCACACACAAUGAGGUUCGAUUUCCCGAUAUUGAGAUUAUUCCUAUAUUUGAGCAGUGGGCUUUGGAAGAUCACAAAAUUUUACGCGAGCAGCAGAAGAACGACAAGGAGAAGGAUAGUUCUUCGCAGAAUUCGAAGACUAAGCCUUCGACCUCGAGCAAGAAGCGUUCGAAUCUGACUUCUGCUGCCGGAAAUAGUUCUACGCCUCGAGGGAAACGAGGCUCAUCAGCUAGGACUACUCCUAGUUCUCGUCAAUCCUUAGAUCGCGUAAAUGAGCGUGGUGGGGUAAAGAAGCCCUCGACGACCAAGGCCUCUAAUGCCAGCACCAACUACCAAAGGCCGCCGAAUGGUAAAGGCAAAGGCAAAGGGCCAUCGCGCAAAAGAUGA